Messenger RNA from Nicotiana tabacum (common tobacco), 562 nucleotides. Lineage: Eukaryota; Viridiplantae; Streptophyta; Magnoliopsida; Solanales; Solanaceae. The record is from RefSeq and is a predicted model, not a curated record.
GUUCAAAAAAUAAAAUUUUCAAAUAUCUAUUUGUUUUUCUGGAUAAAAUUCCUUCAGAUCAAUAAUCAAAAUGUCAAGUGCUCAACAAGCCGGUGAGUCCCACGGCCAAGCUCAGGCCAAGACAGAGCAAAUGGCAGAUUCAGCCAAGAGUACAGCACAUUCAAUGGUGGACAAGGCUGAAAAUGCUACCCAAAGUGCUCAUGAAUCAGCUCAACAAAACAAAGACCAGAAUCCUGGCUUCCUUCAGCAGACCGGAGAGCAAAUGAUCCACAUGGCUCAAGGUGCAGUUGAUGGAGUGAAGAACACUCUUGGAAUUGGAUCAGACAAAAAGUGAAAAGAGAGAACUGAAGUCUGAAACAUCAUUUUUCAUUUCUUUUAAGUGUUUCCUAUGCUUUUAUUAGGCACAAGUGAAAUCAUUGGUAAUUUGUGAUUUAUUUUUGGUUAGGGUUUCGAAUUCCACGCACCUCAUUGGUAUUAGUGAAGUUGUUUUAUUGAUUGAGAUUUCUCUCAUUAGAGUUCUCGUCAUCGCCAUUGAAUAAGAAAGUUUCUUUAGUUUAGCAAA